AUGGCAGGCGUGAAGCGCAAUCGAGCAGAAAUGGAGUCUAAGGAACAGGAGGAUUCUCCAUCACCUUACUUGCCUAUGUUCGAACACUUCAAAUCCGAAAUAGACACACACCACGACCGACGCGAACGAGUCAUAAAGGCAUCACGAGAUAUUACAGCUUACAGCAAAAAGAUAAUCUUUGCUCUCCAACGAACCAAAGAGAUCGGCAAGCCAUUGACUGAUAGAAAAGCUUUGACUGAUAUGACGAAACUAAAGCAGCAGAUCAAGGAGACGUUUGAAGGCGUUACAGACGACCUUCAGGGAAUUAAUGCUCACCGUUACCAAAGACAGAUAUCACCUGGUAUCCAGGAGUUUAUGGAAGCAGCCCUGUUCGAGCAUUACCUCGUCAACCAAGCCAUCAUGACACACAGCGAAGCUGCUACUACCAUACCAGCCGGGAUAACGCUGACAUACGAGGAUUAUGUCCUUGGCAUUUUCGACAUGACUGGAGAGCUGAUGAAAAUAGCUAUUACCUACAUGGCUACGAAUGGCAAGCUACCAGGGCUUCAAGGUGGUGCAUCUGUGUUGACCGAUAUGCAAACCAUGCGGACGCAACUGGAGCUAAUUAAUGCUGGUCACGGGCCAUUCGCGAAGGAGUUUGAAGGCAAGCUUCGAGUUACGAGACAGAGUGUCGAGAAGGUCGAAAUAAGUGUGUAUAGUAUGACCGUGAGGGGAAAAGAGAUGCCGAAGGGCUGGAAGCCGGAUAUUAAUAUGCGGCAACCCGUAGAAGAAAUUGAGUCGUACUGA
Messenger RNA from Lithohypha guttulata, 786 nucleotides. RefSeq lists its product as uncharacterized. Gene Ontology annotation, cellular component: cytoplasm; nucleus. The record is from RefSeq and is a predicted model, not a curated record. The transcript has a single exon. Lineage: Eukaryota; Fungi; Ascomycota; Eurotiomycetes; Chaetothyriales; Trichomeriaceae. Bases 1 to 786 code for a protein of 261 amino acids. Gene Ontology annotation, molecular function: RNA endonuclease activity; RNA binding; sequence-specific DNA binding.